GAGAAGCGAGAACCACCCAUGGAUAUCGUAUCGCCAUCCUCCGUCAAUCAUUCAACGGUCGGCUCCUUCAUUUCAAUGCUAUAUAUACGUCACGCACUCAUGCCAUCAUCCUCCGUCUAUCACUCAACGGCAGGGCAUUCGAGCUCAAGGAUAGCGGCGGCAAUGGGGAUCGACCAGCCCAUCAAAAGGAAAAGGGGGAGGCCCGCUGGAUCCCGAUCUACCAACUCCGAGAUGGAGGAGAAGAUGAAAUUGAUCAAGUGGAGGACGGACUUGCUGGACAGCGGCGCCGGCAGCAGCGAGAGUGACAAGGAUGAUGAUGCCAUACCAAUGGAUGAUGAGCUUGCUAUUGUUGUUGCUAAUGAACCUGCAGCAUUAGCAAUUCAUUGUGGUGACACGGACGAUGAUGACGGGGAGGUUAUUCCUAUAGAAAUUGUGAGGCCAAGAAGAGUCGGGCCUAAGAAAAGAAAGCUUCCUGGUGUUCCUCAGACACAAAUUGUGAGGCCAAGAAGAGUUGGGCCUAAGAAGAGAAAGCUUCCACAAGGAUAUGAUGCUAAUGGCCAUCACAUAAGUGUAAGGGAAUCUGCUGUGGCUAGAGCUGAGGAGAUACAGUCAAAUUUACCAGCAGAACAUCCUAGCAUCGUCAAGCAUAUGCUAAGAUCCCACGUUGUCAAGGGUUUUUGGCUGGGUUUACCAAAACACUUUUGUGACAAGCAUCUUCCGAAUAGAGAUGUCGGAAUUGUGCUAGAAGAUGAGAAUGGAGAGGACCAUCACACGACUUACCUUGGAUACAAGCAGGGAAUCAGUGCUGGGUGGAGAGGUUUCGCAAUUGAUCAUGGUAUUAAGGUUGGAGAUGUUGUGGUUUUUGAGCUUGUAAAGUCGACCAAAUUCAAGGUAUAUAUUGUCAGAGCAAAUGGAUUUACGACAGCAGAUGUAGAUUCCAAUCUGCAGAAUUUGGAAGCGCGCAAGAAAGGAGAAGAACAAAGCUGUGAAGAUGUCAUAAGUGAGGAGGACACCACAACCAAUAAUCGCGAAGUGCCUCCAAGUGAUGGCAGCAGCAGGAAUGGCAUCGGGAUUUCAGAUUCAGAGAUCGAUUUCGAUGACGUGACAAGUUUCAGCGACGUCAACGUCAUCCUGGACUGCCUGGCCACCGACUGCGAAUUCCAUGAUCGCCUACGCAGGACGUACUACGAGCUCUGCUGCUCCCAGAAGUCGCUUCUUCACGGGCACCUGCUGAAGCAGCUGCAGCCCACCCUCGUUGCGGGAGUGAUCAUGGAGACGGUCAGCAUCGCCGACGGUAUCAGGGCCUGCAAAGCGGAAGCCUCUUCCCGCGAGGACUUCCUGGUCUGGAAGAAGACGCUCGAGUCCUUUGAGCUCCUGGGCAUGAACGUUGCGUUCUUGCUCAAUCGCGUCAACGGACUCCUUGGUGCUGCUUCUCCGUCGAGAGAAUCCUAUGCAGAGUGGCAGGACAAGUACGAGGAGUUGAAACUGGAGCGGGCUCGUGCCGGGGACAAAAUGAAGGCUCUUGAGCUUCGGCUGUCGAAUGUGAAGGAUGUGCUGCAAAAAGUGGAUUCAGAGAUGGAGGAGCUGCAGUCCAGCUUGAAGAAAAGCGAUGAAGCGCUUCAGGAGCUAGCCUCUGCGCCAUGGUGAUUCUCAAUUGUGAAAGUUGCCACGGACAACAUUUUGGGCCAUUGCAUCAUGUUUAAUGAUGCUGAGGUUGCUAGUCAUGAGUUAUUGGUUAGUACUAACAGACUUCUGUUUUCCCGGUAGUAUUACACUCUUCUGGUAGUGUAAUAUUGUAGUUCCUGCAUCAUGUGCUUUGCUCUCAACUGAAAAAGGAGGUGGUAAUUUUAUGCAAGUAAAUGAUAUUUUA
Molecule: messenger RNA, 1870 nt
Organism: Sorghum bicolor (sorghum)
Lineage: Eukaryota; Viridiplantae; Streptophyta; Magnoliopsida; Poales; Poaceae
Product: B3 domain-containing protein Os01g0234100
Exons: 11
Coding region: 19-1647 (542 amino acids)
Molecular function (GO): DNA binding
Source: RefSeq, a predicted model, not a curated record